CUGGACUCUUUCCAAACUGCCCAGAAGGAGAAGCCUUUCCUUUAUACUUCUGGCUUUCCCGUGCUCAACAGGUCCUUUUUCCCCGGCUUUCACACUCCGUCAGCAAAGAGCACCUAUUCUGCCAGGAUUCAGGUCCCUGAGGGUUUCACAGCUGUGAUGAGUGCCACAAGCUGGGAGAAGGAGAAGGAUAACACCUUUGUCUUUAAGAUGUCCCAGCCAAUCCCCUCCUACCUGAUCGCUCUGGCUGUUGGGGACAUUGUUUCUGCUGAAGUUGGCCCAAGGAGCCGUGUCUGGGCUGAACCUUGCCUGAUCGAGGCUGCCAAGAAGGAAUAUGAUGGGGUGAUUGAGGAGUUCCUGACAGUUGGAGAGAAGCUCUUUGGACCCUAUGUUUGGGGCAGGUACGACGUCCUGUUCAUGCCGCCCUCGUUCCCCUUUGGUGGGAUGGAGAACCCCUGCAUCACCUUUGUGACACCCUGCCUGCUGGCCGGGGACCGUUCCCUGGUGGAUGUCAUCAUCCACGAGAUCUCCCACAGCUGGUUUGGCAACCUGGUCACUAAUGCCACGUGGGGCGAGUUCUGGCUGAACGAGGGCUUCACCAUGUAUGCGCAGAGGCGGAUUUCCACUGAGGUCUACGGUUCUGCCUACACCUGCCUGGAGGCCGCCACGGGAAGAGCCCUGCUGCGCCAGCACAUGGACAACACCGGCGAGGAUCAUCCGCUGAACAAGCUGCGGGUGAUAAUCGAGCCAGGUGUCAACCCAGAUGACACAUACAAUGAGACGCCCUACGAGAAGGGCUAUUGCUUUGUGAGCUACUUGGCACAUCUCGUGGGGGACCAGAGCAAGUUCGAUGCCUUCCUCCAGGCCUAUGUGAACCAGUUCAAGUUCCAGAGCAUCACGGCAGAUGAUGCCCUCAACUUCUUUCUGGAAUACUUCCCUGAGCUGAAGAAGAAAGGCGUGGAGUCCCUGCCAGGCUUUGAGUUUGAUCGCUGGCUGAACACGCCUGGCUGGCCCCCUUUCCUGCCUGACCUCUCCCCGGGGGAGCAGCUGAUGAAGCCGGCGGAGGAGCUGGCAGAGCUCUGGGCUGCCAACAACCUGAACAUGGAGGCCAUCGAAGCAGUGGACAUCUCUGUCUGGAAAACCUAUCAGCUGGUCUACUUCCUGGAUCAGAUCCUGCAGAAAUCCCCUCUGCCGGAAGGCAACGUGGAGAGGCUGAGCGAGAUGUACCCAAAGAUCUCCAAGGCGCAGAAUGCCGAGCUGCGUGUCCGUUGGUGCCAGAUCGUCCUCAAGAACAACCACGAGGCCGAGUACAGCAAGGUCAAGGACUUCCUCCACAGCCAGGGGAAGCAGAAGUACACCCUGCACGUCUACCGCGCCAUGUGGAGCGGCUCAGAGACAGCCCGCGCCCUGGCCAUGGAGACCUUCUCRGCUACGGCCCCUCAGCUCCACGUCAACGUCCAGAAUUACGUCAAGAAGAUCCUGGGCUUGGAGGUGGCGGAGAAUUAGCGAGUGCUGCAGCCGUGGCGCUACUCUUCCCUGAUGGAGCUGCGCUGCGGAGCUUUCUUGUGGCAGAACCUCUGAAAUCAUUGCACAAAUUCCCUUAUUAAAAUUUGUAAUUUGUAGCCUU
Molecule: messenger RNA, 1624 nt
Organism: Nothoprocta perdicaria
Lineage: Eukaryota; Metazoa; Chordata; Aves; Tinamiformes; Tinamidae
Gene: RNPEP
Product: arginyl aminopeptidase
Exons: 10
Coding region: 157-1503 (448 amino acids)
Biological process (GO): proteolysis
Molecular function (GO): metalloaminopeptidase activity; zinc ion binding
Source: RefSeq, a predicted model, not a curated record